AUGGCAUCCAAGAGUCGGAAGUUUUCCAAUAUUAGAGAUUUAACCAAUAAUUCAUCAAAUGAAUCAUCUCCAGUUUCAACAGAACAAUCUAAAACUAGAAUAAAGUCAAAUAGUAACAGUCCAAUAUUAAACAAUCUGGAAGAUUCAGAUGUUGAAGAAGGAGUACAUUCCCAAUUGAAUACUAAUAAUCCAGAUAAUACAAUUUCCACCAUUGACGAUCAAACAAUUAAUGAAACAAAUACCCCAUCAACAUCAACAAUAUUAAAAAGUAAUCAUCGAACAAAAUUAACGUUACAAGAUAUUCGAUUAAUAUUAUAUUUAAUUGUAAGUAUAAAACCAUUUAAAUACGUUGGAGAUAAAAAAAUCACUCAAACUAAGAAAUGGGAAAUAAUUCAAAAUAAAUAUCAAGAAAUUAAAAAAUCCGAAAAUAAUAAUAAUAUUUUGAAAAAUGUUAAUGAUGAAAUUAUAGUACCAACAGUCAGAACAUUACAACGUCAAUUAGCAAAUGCAAUUAAAAAGGUCAAACUAUCUAAAAAUAAUAAGAAAAUUAGUAAAAUUGAUUUAAAUAAAGAUAUAUCAACUUAUUAUUUUAAUUUUAUUAAUAGAGAUAGUCUGAUUAAUGAAUUAGAAAUUGCGUUAUAUGAAUUACAUGAAUUAAGUGAAACAUUAAAAAUUGGUAAAAAUAUUAAUAAUAAUAAUACAACAACAACAACAAAUCUACCAAUUUAUAAUGAAGAUGAAUCAAUAACAAAUAAAAAACAAAAAAAAUCACCAUCAUCCAUUAGUAAUAUAUCAUCUACAUUAUUACCAAAUCCACCCAAUAUAAGUCAACACGAGAUUUUUCUUAAACAAUCAAUUAAUUCAACCAACGGAGUUAUAAACAAUAUAAAUGAAAUAAGAAAUCAAUUAUCACAAAAUUUGAAAACCAAUAUUGAAACAAAUAAAAUUAUUGAAAUUUUGAAUCAAUUAGUAUUCAAAAAUUUAGAAUUAACUAAUUUGUCCGAAAGCUUAUUUCAAGAACAUAUUGAAUUUAUAAGAAGACAGAAUCAUUAUCUAAAUCAGAUUGUUGGAACUUCUCAGAAUUUUAAACUUAAACAAGAUGAAUUGAACAAAAAUUUAAUUGUGGAAAUUAUUGAAUCAUUGAAAAACGUUGAUGAAGAUUUUGAAGAAGAAGAAGAAGAUUUUGAAGAGGGUAAAACUAUUCUACCUAGUAUUAACCAAUUAUCUUCUACUCAAACUUCUUUAUCUCUAGCACCUCCUUCUUCAUCUUCCUCUACCAAACCAGAUAAUCGAAAUAAUCGAAUUUUAAAAUCAUUACAAGAAUUACUUAAUUGA
This is a messenger RNA of Hyphopichia burtonii NRRL Y-1933, 1335 nucleotides long. RefSeq lists its product as uncharacterized. The coding region runs from base 1 to 1335 and encodes 444 amino acids. The record is from RefSeq and is a predicted model, not a curated record. Lineage: Eukaryota; Fungi; Ascomycota; Pichiomycetes; Serinales; Debaryomycetaceae. The transcript has a single exon.